Messenger RNA from Syzygium oleosum, 1699 nucleotides. Its product is annotated as cinnamoyl-CoA reductase-like SNL6. The transcript has 5 exons. The coding region runs from base 82 to 1005 and encodes 307 amino acids. Gene Ontology annotation, molecular function: oxidoreductase activity, acting on the CH-OH group of donors, NAD or NADP as acceptor. Lineage: Eukaryota; Viridiplantae; Streptophyta; Magnoliopsida; Myrtales; Myrtaceae. The record is from RefSeq and is a predicted model, not a curated record.
CCUCUUUGUCAACUAUCUUCCACCCAUCUCUCUUCUCCUCUCCUCGCCGUCGUCGUUUCGAUAUCUCUCCCUCUCUCUAGGAUGGCGCCCGCUUCUCUCUACGAGCCCCCGAACACCGUCUGCGUCAUGGACGCCUCCGGCCUCCUCGGCUCCCGCCUCGUCCACCGCCUCCUCCGCCGCGGCUACUCCGUCCACGCCGCCGUCCAGAACGAAGGCGAAACCGAUCGGCUGAGGGAGCUGUCGGCCGACGCGGAGAAGCUGAAGAUCUUCCGCUCCGAUCCCUUCGACUACCAGAGCAUCGUCGACGCGCUGAGAGGCUGCUCCGGCCUCUUCUACGCCUUCGAGCCGCCUCAGGACCAGCCGACCUACGAUGAGUACAUGGCCGAAGUGGAAGUGAGGGCAGCACACAACGUGCUGGAGGCGUGCGCCCAGACGGACACCAUCGAUAAGGUGGUCUUCACUUCCUCCGCGACCGCGGUAAUCUGGAGAGAUGACCGGAAAUCGCUGGAGUCGGAUUUCGACGAGAGGCAUUGGAGCAAUGUCAACCUCUGCCGCAAAUACAAGCUGUGGCACGCGCUGUCGAAGACACUGGCGGAGAAAGCGGCGUGGGCCCUGGCGAUGGAUCGUGGGGUGAACAUGGUGUCCGUGAACGGAGGGCUGCUGAUGGGGCCUGACCUGUCCAUCGCCCACCCGUACCUGAAAGGAGCGGCCGAGAUGUACGAGGACGGGGUGUUCGUGACCGUCGACGUCGAUUUCCUGGUCGACGCCCACUUGUGCGUCUUCGAAGACGUCUCCUCCUACGGCCGCUAUCUGUGCUUCAACCACAUCAUCAACCGCCCCGAGGACGCCCUCAAGCUCGCCCAGAUGCUCGCUCCCUCAGCUCCUUCGAUGCCUCAAAGCUACGAGCAGGAGUUGAAAAUCAUCCAGCAUAGGAUCAGCAACAAGAAGCUCAAUAAACUCAUGGUGGAUUUCGAGAUAGGAGUCCAGGUGGACGAAUCGGUCUGAUCUCAAUCUCGAUUUCGACCCCGGUUUGGGGAAAAGAGAAAGAGGGAUGCAUUUUCGAUUACCGCGUUUAUAUAGAGAUUUUUAUUAGGUUCGCUGCUUGUGUAAGAAAUAAUUCUCUCACUCAUCGUCGGAUGGUGGUGGACGUGUGGAAGAAUUUAGGUAUAAAACCGACCCCCAAUUCAUGCUCCUCGACCGUCCGAUGAAGGAUGAGAAAUUGUUUAUUCUGUCACAUCGGCGGGGAGCCUAAUCAUAAUCUUUUAUGUUUAGUUCGAGGACUCCUAGAAUAGGGAGACUAUGAACGGUGCUUGGUCACGUGCGGGGCAGGAGACCCGUCUUUGUCUCUGAAAGGUAAGGAUGAGUCAAGGGCGGGACCAAAGUGCAAGUAAUAUACUACGGGGGGAGGACGAGAAGAGGACGGAGAUCGUGGACUUUUUCCACGUUGUAAUUGUUUGUCUGUCCCCCGAAAGCCUGGUCGACGGCGAUGUAAAUACAUGCUGGAUUUCUUCUUCUUCUUCUUCGUCUUGGUCUUCUUCUUGUUUUUUUGUUUUUUUUGGGUUUUGGAUAAUUAGACAGUUGAGAGACCAUAUGGCCGACUUGUUUCUCUCUUUCUUCUCGGUUUGCUGCUGUUGUCUGGUAGCUUUGGGUCUUUAAUUGAGCCGCAAAUGGCAAGUUUCAAGUUGCUUGUGAUUCCGAA